GGACAGAGUGGUCUUAGCCUUAGCGUUCGGUGGUCCGUGCCAGUCACGUCAUGCAGCCUAGACAGACAGACAGGCAGACAGACAGACAGAGUGGUGGUUAAACUGACACUAACAAAGUUCACUGACACUAACAAAGUUGACAACGGGGGCAACCGACACCCCAAACACGCACUCACCCAACCGCCCACAACACAUUGUCAAAAGUCACAAGAGCACCAUCAGGUAUUAAGAGACGAGCAAGACAAGACAGUCAGUGUAGACUGUGUGUGUGUCUUGCGGCAGAAAUGACUAGCGGGCGCUGGGGACCCGGCGACGGGAGAGGGGUAGACAGACAGAUGGGAUGGAUGAAGGUACCAUGGCACGGAGGCCGGCAGAUACAGACAUAGUCAGUCGACUCGGCUGUCGAGGGGAGGGAGGGAGGGACGGAGGGAAAGAGGGAGGGAGGGAGGCAAAACCAGCUGAACAGAGGACACGUACAUACGUACACACGCGCAUCGGUGGGUGGAUGGAGAGACAGAGAGAUAGGAACUAGCAGACACACUCACCGGCAGAAAAGGCGGGCAGAGAUCUCGCACACACACACACACAGACAUACACACAUCCAGACAUACCUAUAAGGAGAACGCCACGAAGGGAAAAGGAGGCAGACAGACAGACAGACAGAGACAGAAAGCCCCACAACUCCGGAAUACACACCCAACACCAACUCACUCACUCAGUCACUCACUCACUCACUCCUCCAUCCAUCCAUCCAGAAACACGCAGGCACAAAAGUCACAAGUGCUGCUGCAUGGCGUGGCAAGGGGGGCUGGGGACUGCAUAAAUCAUCAGCCACUGACUCUGACUCAAUCACUCAGUCACUCACUCAGUCACUCACUGAGUAACACAGCUCUCGUCUGCCCUGCCUCCUUCAGCUACUUAUUAAACGGUGCACAACGGCUUAAGUAAUGCGUGUGAAUCUGGUGCACUGCCUGUCUGUCUGUCUGUCAGUCAGUCCGUCUGUGUGCCCCCAAUCAGCACAUCAAUCAGGCAAGCAGACAGACGGACAGGCAGUCCACCCACCCUCCCCCCUCCCCGUUCAAAAUGCCGCCUCGCUUAGCAGAGAGCGCGGUCGUACGCCUGUGUGUCUACGAACAGCAUAACUGCGAUAGACGUCUGUGUGUUUGUUUCCCCGUGUCAGGUCUAGUGUGUGAAUGUGUGUGUAUGCGCCUACUAUCAUUGAUCGAUCGAUCGUAAAGCUAGCUAGAGACACCAAACACCAACUCACCAACAGCCACACACCAUGUACCAGACCAGAUCAGCACUGCCAUCCAUCCAUCCAUAAAGGAAAGAACAAAAGCAACUGGCGCCGGCUGGCCGCAUCACCCACGAGCCAGCCACACACACAACACAGAGAGGCAGACAGACAGGCAGACAGACAGGCAGGCAGACAGGCAGACAGACAGGCAGACAGACAAGUACAAAACCUGCCACCAACGCCGAAGUACCAAACAUCCAAACCCAUCCCCUCUCUCGCUCUCGCUCUCCCUCCAUCUCCUCUCAAUCACGUCACGAAGCCAUCCACCGGAAGAAAUUGGCAAUGCUCGUCAUCAUCCCCGGCGACCCCUGCCCGCCACCAACACCCCCGGGAGCCCCCCUCACUGGCUGUGGGACGACAGGGAUCGGCCCACCCGACAUGCCCGGGAUGGGCUCGAGUGCGCGGUAGGCGGCGGUGUGUCUGAGGGGGAGGUGUGGGGGGUCCACUGAGUGCAGGUGGUUGAAGGCGACAAACACCAGAGCGGGAUCGUCUGCGUCGGCGAAGGAAGUGAGCUCUCCCUGAUGGAAGUGACACACACACACACACACAGAGGUGGCUGGAUGGGUGGCUGAGUGGAUGCAGUGGCUUACCCGGACAAGCUGCUCUGGUCUUGUGGGGUUCUGGAGGAUGACCGUCACGGGCUGCGGUGGGUGUCUGAAAGCCGCGUCGCUCUUGAUGUGGCCAAUCGCCCAUGCGUUGAGUAAGGUGGACAGCGGCAUACCUGCACACACACACACACGCUUUGUCUUUACGUCUGUCUCUCUCUGUGUGCUCAUCAGUCAGCGCACCUUCCAGCGUCCGUGCGGUCCAGCUGUUGAGGAGAGUGGAACUUUCGACGAUCAUGUCUUCCUGUGUGUCGGCGACGAUUGUGGCGUCGACGGUGGCCUCCAGCACUCGGGAGAGGAUGCCCACUCGGUGCUCCAGGGACGCCUUCUCGCGCUUGCGCUCCGUCACGUCCUGCAAAAACACCAAGUGUCGUCAAACAGAGGGUGGAGGAGAAUUCACAAAUCGCAUACACGAGACGGUUCUUUAUCGCAUAGGUAAUGACCGAUGACCUUCUCUCUCUCUCUCCCUCUCUCUAGGUGGGGUCAUCGCAUCGGCUGCGCACCGCACCUGGAUGUAGCCGUAUAUGAUGGUCGACGUGGGCGAGGCCCGUCUGCCUCCCGCUUGGAAGAAGCGAAUCUCGCCGUCAGACCUCUCGUAGCGGAUCUGACACAACCACACCGACACGUCCACCCGUCCACACACUCGUCCUUGCGUACGUUCAUGUCGUAGGGCUCCCCCUGGUCGACGCACUUGACGAUCGCCCGCUCGAUCCUGCCGCGGUCGUUGGGGUGCACGUGCUGCGUCCAGAAGCCCCGCAGCCGCUCGUCGGUCAGGGCUAUGUCGCCGGCAUUCUUGUCGUCGCCACCAGGACCGAUAGGCAGGCUGACAACCAUACACACCACAAGGACAUCCAGCCACUCGCGCCUCGCUCGCUCGCUCGCUCGCUCGCUCGCUCCCUCUAUAUGUGGGCUCACUUACUCAAAGUCCAUCGGCAGAACGAUCUCGCCCAGUGUGGAAUCGUCCGUCGCGUUCUCGCCGCCAUGGUGAUCCCCCCUUCCACCAGCAGACCGCGCCGAGCGCUUCUCCUUUGACCCAGCACUCUUCGCCGACCCGCCGCCCAUCUCGCUAUCCACCUUCCCAUCGUCGACCAUCCCUUUCGGCUGUAGCGGGGCGGGGCUCGGCCGCGGCGGCGUCGGCUGAUCCGACGUGACCGUCGCCAUCAUCAACGAGCCCGCCCUGGUCGUCGGGGUGCGCGUCGCCGGUGUCGCCGAAAGGGAUGACGAUGCAGCAGGGUGGAUGGGCGGCUUUAACGUGUGCACUGCAUGUGCGCGGUAGGUGUGCAGUGCGCCGACAGAAAGGCCGACAUUGACGCUAGCAGGGGCUGAUGCCUCGCUGGGUGCGAGGGCGGGGGCGACGGGGCCGUCGAGAAGGCGCGCGUAGGGCACUCUGCCGGUGGGCUGUCUGGAUGAGCGGCCCGUGAGGCCCUCGAUGACGCGGGUCUGGUAGAAAUGGGUCUCCAUGGGGCCCGAGGCGUCCCACUCCCUGCAGGGCACACACACACGGAUAGGCGUAGACAACAAGGGGCAUAUAUAAUGGGGUGAUUGGCUGCGUACCAGGCGGCGAUGUCGACCAUGAAGGCGAAGCUCUCGAGCAGUCGGCGGCGCUGGCCCUUCUCGCGGGCAACCUGCACACACGCAACACCCAUACAGACACGUGUGUGUGCGGGCGGGCAUUUGCCUUCUAUCUAAUCGUCUGACCCGAUUGGUGUUGAAGACCGUGGAUCUGUAGAACAACUCGAAGUGGCGGCUGGCGACCAGCAACAGCAGACCCACCACUAAACACACGCCAAGGACACAUACAGAGAGAGAGAGAGCCGUCCGAUUGAGACUGUCACACAGCCCCCAAGCAGUGCAGCUGCUCACCGGGGUAGAGCUGGAUGAAGACCUCAUCUGAAAAGAUGCCGUCGACAACGGCCUUGCUGAUGAGGUGCACGGCCACCAGCCCCAGCACUGCCAACGACUGGCACUUGAAGACCAGAAAGGCCAAAGUGAGGAGGCCCAAGUUGUCAAGGUCAGUCCUGACAACGACGCACACACACACACACACACACAGAGAGAGAGAGAGAGAGGGACGUGGCUGUGUGAGUGUGAUGAAUGUGUGUGUCGGCUUGGGUACCCGGAAUAGUGCUCGGCCAUCUUCUCAGAAAUGAACUCCUCCCCGCCAAACUCCUCGCCAAACUCCUCGCCAAACUCCGCGAAGUCGUCUUCGUCGAUCUCGUGCUCUCCGACCAACUCGGCACCAUCGAUCAAUUCCUUGUGCAUAGUUACGGUCGCCAUGCAGGCGAUGAAGAAAAAGUACAACACCCACCACUCAGCGCGAUAAAAAGGCUGCAGUGCAUUCUGGAGACACAGACAGAGACCCCAUCCAUCUAUCCAUCUAUCCAUCCAAUUGAGCCUACUUCGAGCAUGACGAGGAGUUUCCCCUGGUUGCGGACGUUGCUCCAGUCCUCCCCAUCGCCUCGGGUGAUGGCCAGACACAUGUACCACCGCACCAGCAUCUUGUGGAGCAGGGCAUAUGUGAUAAUGGCCACGGCCACGAUGAGCGGCACCGUCAUCCGCCGCCACCAGACAUCGCCCAUCCCAUGCGCCCUGGUCUCGAACCACAGCACAACGGCGUACGCGAUCCAGGCAACGGAGAAUAUCACACCGGCGGUCUUGAGGGUCUCCUGCAGGCAGACAGACAGAUGCAUUGCCGGUACGCGUGUCGAUGUGCUGACAGGCCAGCUGACUGACCUGAGUGUCUUCCUUGCAGAGCCUCUGGUACUGGAACUCCAGCUCGGGAUCUUUGAAUUUCAUGCAGAUGAACGGCAGACCCGACCACUGCACACGACACACACGAUGAAAACGCAUCAUUCCAUUCUCCCUCCCUCCCUCCCUCCCUCUGACCCGAUUGACGCAUCCGAUUGACCCCCAUUUGCUCUUGAAGCUCUUGACGAACUUGCCGCAGUAGGCGAAGAUGCUGGCCGGCACGAGCAUCUCGAUGGCCACGUUGAUGUUGGCAUUGGCGCUGUUAGACAUCCCGGCGCCAUGCUCGCUGUGCAGCUGCAUCUGGGUCAGCGGGUCGCUCUUCUCGACCUUCUGGUGCUGUUGUUUGGCCUUAUCGUCGCCGCCUGCCCGGAUCUCCC
This is a messenger RNA of Vitrella brassicaformis, 5027 nucleotides long. Lineage: Eukaryota; Vitrellaceae. The record is from the annotation of a GenBank genome assembly.